AUGAGUGAAGUCCACACUGUUGCCGCAAGUGUUGGUGGAAGCUUCCUGGUACUUGGCUGCGCCGACGGUCUCAAGGCGUACCGCCUUAGUGCGACGGAGCCGAUACAAAAAUUAAUUCCAAGUGCUGAAGACGCAUCGGCCUUGCGUGGCUGCCGCGCGGUGGGAGGAUCCGUCGGGGUUGUCGCUGUGCUUGGCACCACGCCUCUAAUUGCCUUUGCACUCGACAGCGGCACGACGGCGUCAAGAACAACUGCUGCUGCUGCUGCCGCAGCCACGAGUACAGCGGAGAUGGGGGCGGAGGGAAUAGCGACGUGUGGGGUCUCCGCGUCCACUGCGCGUGUUCUCUGUCUGUACGACGCGUUGGCACGGCAGCCGAUCGCUGAGUUGCACUUUGACACGGCGGUGGUUGGAGUGCGGCUAAACAGCAAGCGACUUAUUGUCGCCUUGGCAGAGUUUGUGCACGUCUUCGACCUGAAGACACUUCGGCACCUCGCGGAGCUGCGCACGACGUCGCCGCGCAACCCCGACGGGCUGCUGGUGCUGUCGGACCCCACGACGAACCCCCGCGGCGACGCCGUCAGUUAUUUCGCGUUCCCGCAGUCCGACAGUGGCCUCGGCGACGUGUGGGUCGCGCACGUCACCGAAGAGCAGAUGGACCACGAUGGGCAGGGCGGCAGCACGCCGGACACGUUCAGCUGCAACCGGUGCGGUGUAGUGGAGCGGAUGGCGAUCGUGAAGGCACACAACUGCGCCGUCGUGUGUCUCGCCAUGACACGCGACGGCACGCGACUCGCCACCGCCUCCGUGCGAGGCACAACGGUGAAAGUCUUUGAACCCGCGACUGCGCGGCUGUUGUAUGUUUUCCGCCGCGGCCUGACGCCGGCGCGGAUGCUGGCACUCUCCUUUGACGCAUCGACAGACUUGUCGGGGCUGCAGCUCGCCGCGCUGAGCAGCCGAGGCACGCUGCACAUUUUUCGUUGUACAUCCAGCGGCGGCGAUGAGUUGAUCGCGCCGUAUCCUGGCACUGAGACGCGCAGCUUUGCGCAGGCCACCGUCAGCAAGUCUUCAGAAACAGCGUCAACGGCACCCAAUUUGUGUGUGGAGAGCAAAAAGGGACGCGGGGGGAGGUACUGCUUCUUCUCGGAGAAUGGGCGGCUUGUGUGGGUCGUGCUCCCCGCAAGGAAGACCGUGUUGAGCGAUGACGCCUCACUGCGGGAUGGUCCAGGUGAUGAUGCCGCUUCCUCGAGUGAGGGGAAGGCUGGCAACGGCCCAUGCUGGGUGCUGCAUGAGUACGCCAUCCACAUGAAUGGCUGUGAGUUGAUGAAGCGGCACGAGCUCAACUGA
This is a messenger RNA of Trypanosoma grayi, 1344 nucleotides long. RefSeq lists its product as hypothetical. Gene Ontology annotation, cellular component: phagophore assembly site membrane; cytosol; extrinsic component of membrane. The record is from RefSeq and is a predicted model, not a curated record. Gene Ontology annotation, biological process: nucleophagy; autophagy of mitochondrion; protein lipidation. The coding region runs from base 1 to 1344 and encodes 447 amino acids. NCBI's taxonomy places the organism in Eukaryota, Euglenozoa, Kinetoplastea, Trypanosomatida, Trypanosomatidae. Gene Ontology annotation, molecular function: protein binding; phosphatidylinositol-3-phosphate binding; phosphatidylinositol-3,5-bisphosphate binding. The transcript has a single exon.